This is a messenger RNA of Anoplopoma fimbria (sablefish), 5824 nucleotides long. RefSeq names its product G patch domain containing 8 (gene gpatch8). Gene Ontology annotation, molecular function: nucleic acid binding. Gene Ontology annotation, cellular component: nucleus. NCBI's taxonomy places the organism in Eukaryota, Metazoa, Chordata, Actinopteri, Perciformes, Anoplopomatidae. The record is from RefSeq and is a predicted model, not a curated record.
GCUUCUUCAUCCUGCAGCGCGCAAUCCAGUCGCACGCAGACGAAGCUGCUGCUCGGUUCAGAAAAUGGCCGACAGGUUUUCUAGGUUCAACGAAGAGCGUGAUUUCCAGGGUGGGAAUCACUUUGACCAUUAUGAAGAGGGCCAGUUGGAGCUGGAGCAGGCGUCCUUGGACAAGCCCAUCGAAUCGGAUAACAUCGGACACAAGCUGCUUCAGAAACAUGGCUGGAAGUUGGGGCAAGGUCUUGGCAAAACCAUGCAGGGACGCACCGACCCUGUGCCGAUCACCCUCAAAUAUGAUGUCAUGGGGAUGGGACGGAUGGAGAUGGAGCUGGACUAUGCAGAGGACGCCACAGAGAAGAGAAGAGUGCUCGAAGUGGAGAAGGAGGACACAGAAGAGCUGCGGCAAAAAUACAAGGACCAGGUGGAAAAGGAGAAAGCCAUCGCAAAGGCUCUGGAAGACCUGAGAGCCAAUUUCUACUGUGAGCUAUGUGACAAACAGUACACCAAACACCAGGAGUUUGACAACCACAUUAACUCUUAUGACCACGCUCACAAGCAGCGGCUUAAAGAGCUCAAGCAGAGAGAGUUCGCUCGUAAUGUUUCAUCCCGUACACGGAAAGGUGGGAAGAAGCACGAAAAGAUGCUGCGCCGACUGCAUGAGCUGGCUGAGCAGAGGAAACAACAGGACCGUACUCCAGGAAGUGGGCCCAUGUUCAAACCUACCACAGUGGCUGUGGAUGGAGAGAAGUCAGAAGAUGGCGACCUGACGCCUGAGAACACGCCUUUACCGGACUAUGUCCUGGAAGGAUCACUGCCAGAUAAAAGUGUGGAAACCUCCCCGAAGCCGAGUCCAACCAUCAGCUUCUCUCUUGGGAAGAACAGCGCCACCUCCCCAACAUCCAGUGGAGCGUCCAAAGUCAGCGUGUCCUUCUCUUUUGCCAAGAAAGCCCCGGUAAAGCUGGAGACGGUGGCUGCAGUGUUCGCUGAUCAUGGAGAGGAAGCAAUGGAGGAAGAGGAGGGCCAGGAGGGAGAAAAGGCUGGAGGGCAAGAGGAGACGUCUAACAGCAGCACAAACAGCCUCAAGGAAGGAUCAGGAGGAGGCGAAGGAGGAGAGAGCGCUAUUGUGGCAGCGCCGGAAGAGGUGGUGCAGCAGCAGCAGCAGCAGCCAGAUGACGGAGCCUCUUUAGCCUCCACUCUCAACAAACUAAAGAUGAUGAUGAAAAAAGAGGAAGGAUAUGCCGGACAGGAGCCUGAGUACUAUCACUACAUACCGCCGGCUCACUGCCGGGUGAAACCUCACUUCCAGUUUCUGCUGUUCAUGAAGGCAACUGAUCAGUGUCUUAUCAAAGUAGAGGAAGACGAGGAAGAGGAGCAGCAGCAGCAAGAUGAGGAGGAGGAGGUGGUGGAGGAGGAGCAGAAGAAGAAGGUCAAAGAUAGUCCUGAACAGAUGGAGCCCGAAGUCACAGAGCGCACGACUGAAAAAGAACAAGAUAAUGUUGCUUCAUCCCCGGAGCCAGAGCCAGCUCCUCCGUCACCUAAAGCGAAGACGGAGGACGUCUCUUCAAUGGAAGCAGAAGCAGCUCCCAUUGUACCGGCUUCCCCCACACAAAAAGCAGAGAGCACACAGGACACUCUUGAUUCUAACUCGGGUCCUAAAAUCCCCACAGGUCCCUUCUUCCCAGUUCUGAGCAAAGAUGAGAGCACCACCCUGCAGUGGCCCUCUGAGCUCCUCGAAUUCACAAAAGCCCAGCCCUCCCUCUCUUACAGCUGUAAUCCCCUCUACUUUGACUUCAAGCUGUCCCGCAACAAAGGAGUGCGUGGUGGGAAAGCGGCAAAGUCCGCAAAGCCUUGUGAAGAAUCUGAUGACAAGGGGAAAGAGUUGGCUGCCUCGACAGCUGAAGUAGACAAGACUAAUAAACCCGGGACCAGCAGUGACAAAGACAAGCCAAUGGUGACGGGAGAGCCCGGCCAACCAGAAAGUGAGGAGCAAAAGCUUGCAACUGGCAGCAGUAGCACCAAGAAGAAAAAGAAGAAGAAGAAGCAUAAGAAGUCUGCAAAACGCUCCAAACGCAAAGGAAAAGACAAGGGAGCAAAAGACGAUGUGGAGGGCGAGACUGAGGCCACGCAAGAGAAGCCCAAGAAGAAGAAGAAACACAAACGGAAGAAGAGCAAAAACAAGGCUCCGGAUCCAGAUGAGGCAGCAGGUGGCGAAAAGGAAAAAGAGAAACCAAAGUCCGAAGAUAAAGCCGUCGCCUCCUCCGUUACGCUGACAACAGGAGGGGGAGGGGCUACGGGAAAUACAGGCGUAGAGUUGGGGAAGAGGAAACGUUCUACUAAGGAAGUGCCUUCCAAGUCUGGAGCAGAGGAAGGAGGAGCCGGAAAGAGCGCUGACAAGGUCAACUCCUCAGAGGAGCACAGUGCCUCCAAGCGACAAAAGACGGACUCCAGUGCUCCUCAAAGUGCCUCCUGCUCCACCUCCGCCCAAAAGAGUCCCGGUCCUGGUAGACCUCCCAGCAGCGAGAGUGAGGAAGAAGGGGGCUCUAACACUCAGCGCUCACGCCAUCACAGGUCAAGUCCUCGGGAGCAGCGCCGCCACCACAGCGAGGAAUCACGACGGUCCUGCAGCCGCUCCUCGAGACGUGGGGAUAGGCGGGGCAGCAGUCGGCACCGCCAUCGUGGCAAGACCUCCCGUAGUCACUCGUACUCCAGCAGCUCUGAGCGCUCCUCAGCGGGCAGCAGCGCCUACAGCCACCGCAGCCGGAGCUACUCGGACAGCUACAGCGACUACAGCAAAGAGGGCCGCAGACGGAGGCGCUCCAAACGUUCGUCAGAGUCCGAGUACGAGCGGAGGGGAAGCCGAGGACGGAGACGAUCCAGGAGACACCAGUACUCCUCUUCCUCCUCAGAGGACUCCCGCUCACGCUCACGCAGCUACAGCCGCAGGAAGAGGCACCGGCGGCACCAUCGGAGCAGCUCGAGGAGCUCCAGCAGCUGGAGCCGCAGCACCAGCGCCAGAUCCUGGAGGCGCAGCUACAGCCGCAGCCACAGCUCGGCCAGCCGCUCCUCCAGCUCCACCAAAGGCUCCUCUCGCCGCCGGGCCCCCAGGGCUCGGGUUGACACCGACGCACAGCGCAGAGACUUUAACCGCUCUUGCGUCUACCGCUCCCAGUCCCCGCGGUCAUCAUCGUCACGAGGCCUUAACCGCAACGCUCACUCGUCCAGCUCGCAGUCUCUGAGGCUAGGGGGGUCACGGGAUGCGGGGGAACAGAAAAACAGCCUCACUGCUCGCCAGCUGCUGGAGAAGGUUCAGUCCAAGAAAAGCUCUGAUGAUUCUACCACAGGAACAAAAUCUGGGAUUAAGAUCAAGGACCCACCACAGGGAUACUUUGGUCCCAAACUACCGCCGACCCUGGGAAGCAAAGCCAUGCUGCCGCUGUUUGGAAAGCUGCAGGCCGGGAAGAAACCCAUGAUUCCUCUGACCAGACCUGAUGAGGGUGAGAAGUCAGGAGCAGGAAAGUGCUCUGAGGCGGAGGUGAUCCUGGUGGAGCCCAUCAGGGAGUUCCCCCCUCCACCGCCACCUCCAGCUCCACUGGUCCAGAAGGUCGAGGAGGCCCCACAGAUCACAGUGGUGCCAGAGGAGACCCCACAUCCCACCACAGAAGCCCAGGUGCACCAAGAACCCCGGCCGUUGUACGAACAGGACCCCACCAUGACGAUGCCCCAGUACCAAGGAGAACCGGGACAGGACCCCUCUCAGAAUCCCAUGAUGGACUCCCUCAUGAUGGAAAUGCAGCAGCCGCCCAUGCAUGCCUACCCGGCUUACCCUCCGCCCAGCCUGGAGGAGGAGUGCAUGGAGGCGGAGGAGGACGGCCUGGCUCCUUUAGAGAGUCAGCCCAUCACGUUCACCCCCGAGGAAAUGGAGAAGUACAGCAAGCUGCAACAGGCCGCCCAGCAGCACAUCCAGCAGCAGCUCAUGGCCAAGCAGGUCAAGACGUUUCCCUCCGCCGCCGCCGCCGCUGCAGCCGCCGCCGCCGCUGCAGCCGCCAACAUGGCCCCGGCCCCCCCGCAGGCCAUGCAGCAGAUCCACAUCCAGCAGCCCACCGUGUCCAUGGCCUCCGGCACGUCAAUCACCACGGUGCAACACGCCAUCCUGCAGCACCACGCCGCCACCGCCGCGGCCAUGGGACUGCACCCGGCACAUGCCCACCACCCGCACCCUGCACAUGCCCAGUUGGCCCAGGUACACCACAUUCCCCAGCACCACCUUACCCCCAUCUCCCUGUCUCAUUUGGGCCACUCCCUCAGCCACUCUCUGGGACACUCACUAGGACACGCCGGGCUGAUUCCUGCCCACCACACCGCCUUCCUCUCCGGUCAGCCCAUCCAUAUUAUCCCAGCGUCUGCACUUCACCACACUCCCUUAGCUCUCCACCACGUCCCACACGCCCUCUACCCCACACUGUUCGCACCCCGGCCCUCGCAGGCUGCUGCAGCGGCAGCUCUCCAACUCCACCCACUGCUACACCCAAUCUUCUCAGGGCAGGACCUCCAGCACCCGCCUAACCAUGGCUCCUGAGUAUUGGUACAAGUGAAGGAGUACGGUCUCGGCACCCAACCACUGGAAGAAAGACUGGACCUGAACCCGGCUUGGUUCAGGACUUUAAGAUGAAGAAGUCUUUGCAGCGACACGCCGGCAGCGAGACAGGAAGCUGUCGAUAAACGACCCUUUUACCGGCCAACACAGUGCAGAAGUUGUAGCCACAAAGUGGUGCUGCCUGUGUGGGGUUCAAAAUUAGCAUUAACAUUUUUUUUCUGGCUCGUGACACUUUUUUUUUUUUUUUUUUUUUGCUCUUCAUGUUUUGCCCCAAGUUUCAAAACUGGAGGGGUAGAUUUAGAAAGACUUCCUCAAGUCAUUGGUUUCUAUUCCAGCUUGAGGUACAUUAACCACACCCAUUUAUGUUACGAUAAAUUAGAGAAACCACUGGAGUUAUUUACUGUUUUCCUUAUACAAAAUAUUCAUAAUUUUUGGUUCAUUUUGGCAGCCAAAGAGACGUAAUGGCUGCAGGUAUAGGCCGAAUCAUGUUGAGGAGGACGUGGUAGGUGAACAGCUUCGACUCUGUAUCGUAACCUUCAGAGACGUACUUAUAUUUACUGAUAUUCUUUAUGUUUUCAUAUGACUACUUGCUCUCUAUUGGCUCCUUGGUCUCAAAUACUUUGUAACGCAGUAACUUGUACAUAUAUCAGUGUGUAAUGUGAAGAAUCCCACGUAUGAUGAACAUAUGAAAUUACAGCUACGGUGUCCAAAUCGGUAUGACAUAAGAACGCCCUCUCUCUCUGGUCUCGGGGGGGAAAUGUGACGUGGGGGGUUUGAACAUCCCUGAUGCUCUGAGGUUAAGCUCAUGUUCCCUGUGGUGAGGGUGCACCUGAAUAAAUUGCACUGAAAAUCUGUACAUCCAGAUGGUGCGUUUGCAUCAUGUAACAAUAAGAUUGUAGUAUACUGCAAUAAUUGUAUUUUUCUGUUUUUAAAUUAUUUUCCAGAAUGCUCUUCAAAAUGAGAGCUGUGUUUUUGCUUUUGUGUAAUUUUGUAAAUAAAACUGCUGUAGAUUAACCCAUUAACAUUCUAGAGGUUUUGGUAUUGGCAAAAAAAAAAAAAGCAGAAUGACGAGAUGGAUGGAAGGCGGUCAAGUGUUCGUAUUUUAUCAAGUUUGUUUCUAAGUGAGCCCGCUUAAGAUGGGCUGGGAGAAAAGGAUAGGGAUCUGUCAAACAGUAGCAACUCUGUAUUUUUUAAGAACUUACUGUUUCAGUAAAUAAAAUCUUGAGUUCA